Messenger RNA from Acaulospora morrowiae, 612 nucleotides. The record is from the annotation of a GenBank genome assembly. Lineage: Eukaryota; Fungi; Glomeromycota; Glomeromycetes; Diversisporales; Acaulosporaceae.
CAAGCUCUUCAAGGCACCUGUAAUUCCACCGACUUUUUCGAGGCUGCUCUUGAUCUUCAUAACCUCAAAGUCAUACUUGAAGAAUAUCCUGGCCUACAAGGUGGUUGGAAUGGCCUUGUCUUAAAAGAACAAAAUCAUGAAGACUGCCUUUAUUCAAUAGACACUUGUACGGCACUAUCAGCAAUCAUGUCAGUACUCCUUUAUAAUCCCGUUCAAUGUCGAGGACUUGGUAGCCACCCACCAGAAGCUCAUAUAAAGAUUCAGAAGUGGUCAAAAUAUCAACUGAUUCCUGGAAAUGCUAAGGAAGGUUCGUCAAGAUCCGAAUUUUCCGCCGUGAUUUUGAACUCGAAGCAAUGGCAAUUUCCUUUUUUCAUUGUUGAAUUUGAACAGCACGGUUUUGAGGUUCACAAGGAUGUCGCAGUUGUUCGCGAGAAUGAUUGUGAUCAGAUCAAUAUUAAUAAUAGUAAGAUGGUGUUUAUUUUCGGCAAAUUGUGUGCAGAGAUCAAGGACUUCCUGGAAAAAUCGGCAACUCAGUAUAAUCAAAGUAUUUUGAAAGCAAUGCCAAAACUCCCAAGACAGCAGAAAAAUUUCGAGAAGCGCUCAUUAAGAUAA